AUGGGCACCUGGGUGGAUCUGCAUAAUCAAGGGCUCUCGGGGACGAUCCCUCCGCAGCUGGGCGACAACUCGCAGCUGGUGGAGCUUUACCUGUGGAACAACUCCAUCUCGGGCACCAUCCCUCCGGAGACGGGCAAGCUCUCGCAGCUGUGGCAGUUUGAUCUGUACAACAACUCCAUCUCGGGCACCAUCCCUCCGGAGACGGGCAAGCUCUCGCAGCUGGGGGUGCUUGCGCUGCGCAAAAACUCCAUCUCGGGCACCAUCCCUGCGGAGACGAGCAAGCUCUCGCAGCUGGGGGUGCUUAGUCUGUCCAACAAUGACAUCUCGGGCACCAUCCCUCCGGAGACGGGCAAGCUCUCGCAGCUGUACAUGCUUUACCUGUACAACAACUCCAUCUCGGGCACCAUCCCUGCGGAGACGAGCAUGCUCUACAACCUGACUCUUCUUAAGCUGUACAACAACCUCAUCUCGGGCAGCGUGCCGUCGCAGCUCAACAGCCUGCCG
This is a messenger RNA of Emiliania huxleyi CCMP1516, 504 nucleotides long. RefSeq lists its product as hypothetical. Lineage: Eukaryota; Haptophyta; Isochrysidales; Noelaerhabdaceae. The transcript has a single exon. Gene Ontology annotation, molecular function: protein binding. The record is from RefSeq and is a predicted model, not a curated record. The annotation marks the transcript as partial.